This is a messenger RNA of Nematolebias whitei (Rio pearlfish), 2175 nucleotides long. RefSeq names its product forkhead box protein P1-like. NCBI's taxonomy places the organism in Eukaryota, Metazoa, Chordata, Actinopteri, Cyprinodontiformes, Rivulidae. The transcript is spliced from 19 exons. Gene Ontology annotation, molecular function: DNA-binding transcription repressor activity, RNA polymerase II-specific; RNA polymerase II cis-regulatory region sequence-specific DNA binding. Gene Ontology annotation, biological process: regulation of transcription by RNA polymerase II. The record is from RefSeq and is a predicted model, not a curated record. Gene Ontology annotation, cellular component: nucleus.
AUGGCACAUGGUUCUCUGGUGGAUCAGACCAGAGACAUCAUGAGGAGGACUUGCCGGGAACUGCCCAAGGGCCAGCGACCAGUAGCCGAACACGCCCUCGAGUUCCGCAUCCUCGCCGCACAAACCGGAUGGAACGAGAGGGCACUACAGGGAACUUUCCUAAAUGCGUUAUCGGAUCCGUUAAAGGACCAGAUCGCCGCUAGGGAUGAGCCGUCCAACUUUGACGCUCUCAUUAAUCUGGCCAUUUCUAUCGAUGAGCGUUUCCGCGAGCGGCAGCGGGAACGGGACUACAACUCCCAACCUAGUCGUCUGUUCAACCUCUCCGGUCCAGAGAGAGACUCCAUGAAGGAGUACAUUGAGGAGUCACUUGACUCCGAUGGUCCUGAACUCGAGGAACAUAUCGUCCCCUCAACGUGCAUCGUGGGAGCUCUCACAUGGCCCAUUGAGCAGGAGGUCCGCGAUGCCCACAAGGAGGAGCCCGACCCUGGCCUGGGACCCCCCGGAACCCUGUUCGUCCCCUCUGUCAUGAGGGCUAAGGUGAAGCCGGUCUCCGAGAGUCCUCUGUGCCCGCCUACCGACCUCCCUCCACCCGCCCGACUGAUCGACAACCAUCCCGCCUUCACGGUUCGCACCAUUUUGGACGGUCCUAUUCUGGUCUACCUGUGCCAUUCUUUUAAGGUCUUUCUGGCGAUGAUGAGUUCUCAGCAGAUGCAGCGGCUUCUGACACCCAACCAGCUGCAGGUCCUGAUUCAACAGAAGCAACAGGCUCUUCUGCUCCAGCAGGAAAAUCUUAAAGAGUUUUCCAAGCAACAGCAACAACAGAGUCAUCUACUCCAGCAGCAGAGCAGCAAGAAGGUCAAACAGCUUCCUGUACAGCAGCUUCUGCAGUUCCAGCAGCAGCAGUUGUUCCGCUCACAAAAACCACCGGUGACUGCGCACAGCCGGUCCACAGCCUGUCUCAAUCCUGCAGAGAUUCAGCAGAUAUGGAAAGAACUGAAAUCUGGAAGAACUGAAGAUAAAACUAUUCUCAAAAGUAACCAGGACUCUUGUGAUCAGAAAAUAUUAUCAGAAGGAGUCAAAGCGACUGUGACCAAUGACCAGGUGUCUCCUCACAGGACAGAGUGCUCUACUAACAGAGGUCCAGCUGCUGCACACCUCUUUGCUCAUGGAAUGUGUAACUGGCCUGGUUGUGAGUCAGUCUGUGAAAACUUCAGCCAGUUCAUCAAUCAUCUGAGCAGUGAACACUCCCUGGAUGACAAAAGCGUGGCCCAGUUCAGAGUCCAGAUUCAGGUGGUCCAGCAGCUCGAGCUGCAGCUCUGCAAAGAGCAGAAAUGUCUGCAAGCGAUGAUGGCUCACCUGUAUCUGCCUUCUUUAGAGCUUCAGUUGCCAAAAUGUGAUCCAGCUGCUGAUCCUCAAAGCCCACAGGUGGUAACACUCACCAACAUGCUGCACUCACUGAGACCCAUCGCCCAACCAAAGGACAGUAUAGGCUUUCCAUCCCAGAGGUGUGAAGAAGAAUCGUCUACUCACAUGUCACAAGCCGGGUCCAUGAGGUGCUGUGAUCACCCUUUGGUCUUUUCUCAAACUUCAGAACAUGAAUAUGAGCUUUAUAUGAGUACUGAUAUCAGGCCACCUUUCACCUACGCAACACUGAUUCGACAGGCCAUCAUGGAGGCAUCAGACAUGCAGCUAACACUCAGUGAGAUCUACAACUGGUUCACAAAGACGUUUGCUUAUUUCAGACGUAAUGCUGCCACUUGGAAGAACGCUGUUCGCCACAACCUGAGCCUGCAUAAAUGUUUUGUACGUGUGGAGAAUGUGAAAGGGGCUGUGUGGAUGGUGGACGAGGAGGAAUACCAAAGGAGGAGAUCCCAGAGGAUCACUGGAAGUCCAUCACUAAGGAAACAUGUGUCUUCCAAUCUUGCCUUGGGGACAACAAUGCAGUCCACCUUACAGGCAGAGGCAUCCCUGCCAGGGUUCAAGAAGGAGAGAAGAAAGUUCAGGAGCCAGCUACUUGACAACAAACCAGCAGAGUUCAGUGUCCACAGGAAGCAAACAUCUGACCCUCAAGCUCAGCAGAAACUUUACUUUGAAAGAGGAGCGAUCGAAGCAAAUGAGUGAGAAUGUCUGCUGAAGACAGUAAAUCCCAUCAGUCUGCAACAGGAUUGGACAUGA